AUGCUUGAGCUCGUUCAGCAAAGCCGCCGCCUUGACCUUCCUCGAUUCCUUGCAGGCAUUCGUGAUGAACAUGCAGUGAGACUAGCGGUAGGAGAAGUAACCAAUGUCCUUCUUGAUUUUUCGGCAGAUCGUAGACAUGUAACAGCCCAUGUCAGAAGUGAUCUUGGCGUAGCUCCGGCUUCCAUCAUUGUUGACUGUCUCCUUGACGGCGGCGACGAACUCGUCAGUCAUAACGGCCGAAGAACGAACGUUGUGGGCCUUUCGUUUGGCAGUAAACUCGUCCUUGUUCUCACACGCCUUCCACUUCCUCCAAAUAUCCAUGACCAUGGUCCUCUUGAACCUAAAUCAAGCCAUCACUUCAGCAGGCUUCUUCCCGACGCAAAAAAAGCUACUACAGCUGAUCUGCGCUCAUAUUCCAUCCUGGAAAAGGGUAGAGAGAAAAACGUUAGUUAA
Molecule: messenger RNA, 453 nt
Organism: Acanthosepion pharaonis
Lineage: Eukaryota; Metazoa; Mollusca; Cephalopoda; Sepiida; Sepiidae
Source: the annotation of a GenBank genome assembly